GUCUGUUAUAUCCGUGCCCACAAUGAGCACCCCUGGAACACCCUCGCGGACUUCAUUGCCCGCAAUGUGAUGCAGGGCAACAUCAACCGUGUCACUGUGCUUCCGCCUCGCCUUGUGCGCACCACGCUGUUUGUGCAUGCGUUGGAGUGGAGUUGGCUUGAUUUUGCGCGCGCUGAGGAUCGCGCGGCCUACCCUGUGCGGUUUACCGCUGAUGCGGAGGACCUGCUACCUCAUGGCCCGCAGGACUUUAAAGUAAGACAUCAGAUCAUGGGCGUCCCCAUUCCCGACUCCGAGCCCCGCAUAGACGAAAUAAUCAAGGUCAAGGCUUCUUUUGCUUUCUCGGUUAUUCAGUACAAUGUAAAAACCAUCUCGGUGGAGAAAAAG
Prorocentrum cordatum is the source of this 384-nucleotide messenger RNA. The record is from the annotation of a GenBank genome assembly. NCBI's taxonomy places the organism in Eukaryota, Dinophyceae, Prorocentrales, Prorocentraceae.